UUCCCAGAACAGACCGCGGUAAUCUGACGUCAUUUACAUGCGCUAAACUGAGUUGGCCAAAAGCAGUCGGUUUCUCAGGUCGAUUGCGUGUCCUGGUGUCAUCAUGACCAAACUUAUGGAGUGGCUGUUCGGAAUCUCGGUGGUGCUGGCCGCUUGGGUGCUGGUCGCGUUCGACCCGUUAGACUUGAGCGUCCCUCACACGUACCGGGAGGUGGCCUGGCCCAUGCCGCUCUACCUGCUGGUGUCGUUCGGCUGCUACUCCCUGGCCACGGUGGGCUACCGGGUGGCCACGUUUAACGACUGCCAGGAGGCGGCCCGGGAGCUCCAGGGGCAAAUCAAGGCAGCCAAGGAGGACUUGAGGAGUAAAGGCUUGAAGAUGUGUAAUUGACGGACAACCAUCGUUAUUUCGCGGUGGAGUGACUGGGAAGUGUACAUCUUCAGACUUGCAGUCAACUAUGGACUACACUCACACACACACACGAGUAAAUAAACGUGUGUGUGUAAUAAAAAUAAAUGAAGAAGCUAAAUGGAAAAAGUCAGAAUUCCAUCAUUCAAUGGGCUUUUUGCUUUGAUGAGUGCAAGAAAUCAACUCUACAGCUGUUUGUCUGAUGGCAAACCAUUUUGCCAAUGCUACAGGCAAUGGCAAAUGCCACGGACAGCUAUUGAAUAUCAUCUGUGUCGCUGUGGUAAAACUAAGCAACAGAUGAUCCUUUGUACGCACACUGUGGAUAAACACAUGUAGACAGAUAUAACGAUACUCACAGGCGUAUAUCCUUUGCAAAGACUUACUGAGGCGUUUCGACCGUCUCCACAUACAGUAUGUCUGUACUGUUCUGCCUCCAGGUGGCCAAGGCAGAAGGAGCAGCAACGAUGUCCCGUGAAUUGAAGCAAAAAUUGUUUCAUUCUUUUUAUUCCAAGUAACUAGGCCAUUGUUGUAUGGAUACAAUAUUACAAAGUGUUAUUUUUCUGAUUAAAAACACAUGACAUAAAA
Hippocampus comes (tiger tail seahorse) is the source of this 991-nucleotide messenger RNA. RefSeq names its product dolichyl-phosphate mannosyltransferase subunit 3, regulatory (gene dpm3). The transcript has 2 exons. The coding region runs from base 104 to 388 and encodes 94 amino acids. Gene Ontology annotation, cellular component: endoplasmic reticulum membrane; dolichol-phosphate-mannose synthase complex. Gene Ontology annotation, biological process: GPI anchor biosynthetic process. The record is from RefSeq and is a predicted model, not a curated record. NCBI's taxonomy places the organism in Eukaryota, Metazoa, Chordata, Actinopteri, Syngnathiformes, Syngnathidae.